GUCGUGAGCGAGAGGCAAAUAUGUUCCUGUCGAUCCGGUCAGACCUAACUCAGUCAAGAAGCAUUUCAUCAAUAUGACCACUGAGUAAGUUUUGAAAAAUUCAAAGAGUGUUUAACUGAAAGAGGACACGAUAAACUGGUACGCGCGAUUCCAUACAGCACCAAUACAUUUUAAGGCAAGGGAUAAAGGCGUAUCUGGAACUAUAGUGGGUUUACUCUUUGGAACUUAUUCAUUUGUGGUUUUCAUCUUUUCUCCAUUUUGUGGAGUUCUUUACCUAGGAAAUGUACAGGAAAGAGUGCCAAGAAUAUUGAUACUGAUGUUUGGGUGUUACCACACAGCCACAACAUGACUAUGUGUAGUUUUCUGCAUGAAUCAACAAUCAACAAUUGUAUUCCAAGCUUCUUCACAGUGAUUUACUGAUGAGGAAUUUGUAUCACUUACAGAUACCAAAAUAUGGUCCCAGGUUUGUGCUCUACACAGGGCUUGUUCUUUGUGGGGGAUCAAUGGUUUUAUUUGGAUUUGGUGGCAUGAUUGUCGAUCGGGAUGCGUUCAUAGCUCUUUGCUUUUUGCUAAGAGCAACAUCUGCUAUUGGAGGAGCUGCAGCUGAAACCUCAGCAUUGUCCAUUUUAUUGGAAAAAUUUCCAGAUAAUGUUGGAAUGGUUACAGGUGUGGUAGAGACAUGUACUGGAGCUGGAUUUUCCCUUGGUCCAGUUAUUGGGGGAGUUCUUUACACAGUUGGUGGUUUUAAACUUCCCUUCAUUGUUACCGGUGGCACUAUGAUAGCUGUUAUUCCAGUUUUAGUUUUGAUACUUGGCAAAGGAGACAAGGAAGACAGUGACAAGGAAUCAAUAUCCAUGUUAGAAGCGCUAAAAAUUCCAACUGCACUCAUGCUAUCUCUCUGCUUUGCCGCCUGUGGUUUAUCAUUUUCUUACCUUGAGCCUAUCAUAGGCCCGCACUUGAAACAGAUGGGUCAAAAUCCAACACAGAUCGGUCUUGCUUUUCUUUAUUGGUCUGGGACUUAUGCCCUGUUAGCACCAAUAGUCGGCUGCAUAGGGGAUAGAAUGAAAUGUUAUCGAACGAUGAUGAUAGCAGGAUUUACUGGUUUUGCCAUCGGACAUCUGUUAGUGGGUCCUGCUCCAUUUCUCACUUUCUUACCAACAAAGACGAUUUGGCUGGUCAUUCUCGCAAUGUUCCUUUAUGGAAUUGCUGGUGGUUUUGCUUUUGUACCUAUCAUGCCUGACCUUAUUAAAACUUUAAGGGCAAAUGGAUUUCCAGAUAAUUCCUCCACAAACGCGCUCGUGUCAAGCAUUUACAGUUCUAUGUACUAUUUAGGAGCAACGAUUGGGCCCAGUCUUUCCGGAGCAUUAGAUGAUCAUUUUGGAUUUGGGUGGUCCACGAGUAUAGCAGCUUUCAUCUGCCUUUUUCAAGUCCUGCUAGUUUGUUUUUUUACGUUGCGUGAAAUAUUCUCUUUAAGGGAAAAUUCUGACUCAUCAGAAAGGGAACCUCUCGCCGUCAACAACAGGGGGAGGACAACGAUUGAUUGAAAUGUCGACAAGCGUUGCAUUGAUAUGAAGAAAGAUGCCCUAAUGAUUAAUAAUUCAUUAGUAAUUUAAUGCUGUCAUGCAUACAUAGUAAAUCAAAAGCUAUACAGAGCACAUACAAAAACCUUUUAUAGAACAUCAAAUAAAAGACUUGUGCCAUAAA
Molecule: messenger RNA, 1704 nt
Organism: Stylophora pistillata
Lineage: Eukaryota; Metazoa; Cnidaria; Anthozoa; Scleractinia; Pocilloporidae
Product: MFS-type transporter SLC18B1
Biological process (GO): transmembrane transport
Molecular function (GO): transmembrane transporter activity
Source: RefSeq, a predicted model, not a curated record